ACCCGGAAGUUGUCCCUGUGGGAAACACAGCCACUGUGUAGAGUUCCGCGCAGCUUUAGUUCCGAGGCCAGCAAAGUGAAAACUCGGCCUGCCCUUUUUUAUUGUGACCCGGGCGCGGAGAUGAUUCCCAUGCCGGUGGUGGUCUGCGUGCUGGGCGGAUGGUGCGCCGUUUACCUGGCCGACACGGCGCUGAAGUCAUCCUCCUCCCUAAAGGCAUCUUAUGAGGAUUGGCUCACAUACUAUGGGCUGACUGUGUCUCCAUUCCACAUGCGAUGGCAGACAGCUCUUUUCAACCGGCUCUUCUACAGCUGGGGAAGAUGGAAGCCCCAUUUGCUUUACCUAUGGUUUAACAUGGGAAUGAUUUUUGGCAUAGCUGCUAUGUUUGGUUCUGUUAUUCUCCUGGGGAAGACACUGCUGCAGACUCUCUCGCAGAUGUUAUCUGAAUCUCCUGCAGGUCAGAAUGAUCAAAUGCUGCAGGUUGUGGUGCCUGGUGUAAAUCUUCCCAUCAGCCAGCUGUCCUAUUUCUUCACAGCCAUCCUCAUCAGUGGUGUCAUACAUGAAGUUGGCCAUGGGGUGGCAGCUAUUCGAGAACAGGUUCGGUUCAAUGGCUUUGGAAUUUUUAUAUUUAUUGUUUAUCCUGGGGCAUUUGUUGAUCUCUUCACCACCCACUUGCAACUAAUUUCUCCAGUCCAGCAGCUUAGAAUAUUUUGUGCAGGAGUUUGGCAUAACUUCGUGCUUGGAGUUGCAGGCCUUGUGGUUCUCUUCUUACUGCCAGCUAUUCUUUUUCCAUUGUAUUACACUAAUGCAGGGGCUCUUGUCACUGAAGUCGCAGAGGACUCUCCUGCUAAUGGACCCAGAGGUCUUUUUGUUGGUGACCUUGUGACUAGUCUGCAAGACUGCCCAGUUAAUAGUGUGGAGGACUGGAAUUCCUGCCUGGGAAAGAUCUCUGUAAAGCCACAGACAGGCUAUUGCAUAAAGACAUCAGUACUACAACAACUGAGCUACCCAUCUAGAGGUUUUAAAAGACUUGAUGACACCAUUGAAUGUUGUAACAACAACAGCCUCACAGAUGUCUGCUUUUCAUACAUUAAUAAUCUGAAUAGUCAUCAGUAUGCUUGCCUACCAGCCCGGAAAGCUAUCGAGGCCAGUCAACUUUGCCGGACUAAUGUGGAUUGCCGGAAGGAUUUUGUCCCAAGUUUGUGUGUGACACCUUCUUUGGAAAAUCAAACGAGGUUCAUUCGGGUGAAACAUCCCCCACAGGUUGAUAUGUUGUUUGUUGGGCACCCACUGCAUCUUCAAUAUACAGUGAGCCUCAGCAGUUUUGUACCUCGACACAACUUUCUUAGUAUGGACUUGCCUGUGGUUGUGGAAACGUUUUGCAAGUAUCUGAUUUCACUCUCUGGAGCACUGGCCGUGAUUAAUGCAGUCCCUUGCUUUGCUUUGGAUGGUCAAUGGAUAUUGAACUCCUUCCUGGAAGCUACUCUUAGCACGCUGAUAGUUGAAAAACAAAACAGAGAGCUGGUUGGCUUCUUAAUUUUGCUUGCUGGCAGCACACUUUUGGCUGCCAACGUGGCACUCGGCCUCUGGGUCGUGACAGCACGAUAGCAUAUAGUGCAUUUAAACUACCUGGAAAACAGUUCUGCCUUCUAACAUCAUGUGUAUGUAAGCACACAUUCUGUAGGAACAGAAGUAGCUUCAAUCAAAUGAUAUUUCAAAAAAGAGAACUCUCCUGUGAACUGCAAGGAAUUCAAGACUCAAUAAGGUUUUUAAAAUGUAAAAACUGUAUUGAAAGAAGAGAACUAAGAGUAAAAUUUGAGUUGUGUAGAUUUCAAGCCAGCUCACUGUUCAGCACUGAAAUCUCGUGUAUAGAUGGGAAAGAACUUCCUGUAUAUUUUCAACUUAUGUUUUUGGAGGUGAAAACAGAUGGAUCUCAUCACCAUACAGAAUUAUUUUGCUUUUUAUCUGAUUGUAUCUCAGAUUAAAUUCUGAAAAUCAAUUUUAUCAAAUAAUUUCUGCUUUUAUGGGAAUUGUUAGGUUAGAUCAAAAUAUGCCACCUUUUAAAAGAAGCUCUGUGUUACUUCCAAAGUAUAUUUAAAGUUUUGCUUUCUUAACCAAUUAUAUUUUUACUUUUAAUUGUAUAUUUCAGACAGCUUUAUGGCCAAAAUGUUAUGCCUAAAGCACUUUAAUAUGUCCUAUGCCAAUUUGAGAAAAUGGUAAAGGGUAUGCUUAUAUGUGUUGUCGAAGGCUUUCAUGGCCGGACCUCACAACCUCAGAGAAUGCCUGCCAUAGAUGCAGGUGAAACGUCAGGAGAUACUGCUUCUGAAACAUGGCCAUGCAGCCUGAAAAACUUACAGCAACCCAGGUAUGCUUAUACUUUUAAAAUAAUUGGUUGGAAAUCUCCCAGAUUGUGUUGUAGUAUAGAAGCAGAACAUAAAUUUAAAUCUGAAGUAUAAAUAAUAAUUAUAAUAAUGUGUGCCAUUGUUAAUUUAUACUCAUUGUUAAAAUCUGUAUCAGAUGAAAAGCUACUGUUUUAUAUUUACAGAAAGUGUACAUAAUUUGGGCUGAUAUCCUAAUAACACUUAGUAGAGUAAGUUCCACUGAGCUCAAUGGGAUGUUCUUCUGAGUAGACAUGCUUAGGAUUACAUUACACAAUUAAUAUUUAACUGAACUCUUUUGUGACCAAUCUUACUUUUAGGGUUAAAGCCGAUAUAGAAUGAAUUUGUCCAAUUCCAUGGAAUGAUCUGAUGGUAGUGAAUGUGGAUAUAUAAUUAAAGACUUUCCCUAAACUAGGAUGCAAAAUACUUUUGUACAAAUAUUGCAUAUUGACAUUGCAGAAAUUGUAUAUGUCUUGUAUAUAUUGUGUGUGCGUGUUUGUAUGUUUAUAAUUAGUAUCAAUAGUUUUAAGGCUGAACAAAUGAUACUUGGAAGGCCUGAUUACCAAGGACACAGUCCAACAGUGUUAGAAGUAAUUUUGGCACACUGAUGUAUUUGUAGCUCUGAUUUAGAUCUAGUGCUGUCAGCCUGGGCACAAGAACAAAAUGCGGAAAAGGUAUGUUAUGUAUGAUCACUCUAAAGCAGGGUUUCUUAAACUUUUCAUUCACAACCCCUUUUUGGACUAGGAAAUUUUUAUGCAACCUUGGGUAUAUAGGUAUUUAAAACAGGUAUAAAAAUCAAAUUUUUACUGAGAACAAAUCAGCAUUUGCAAAGCUUGCUAAAAAGUACAUCUUUUUGUGGAGUACAGCUGAAGGGUUUAAUGCAGAGUCCGCUACAAAGACUGCAUGUUGUUACUAACAGGUUUGUGUAAAUGGGUGGUGUUCAGAAACCUUUUACGCUUGCCAAAUUUUCAGGAGCCCAACAUUAAGCUAAGGAGACCUCAUUUGGGGUGAGGACUCAAAGUUUAAGAAGCAGUGCUUUACAAGAACCUCUCAAGUAGUGUUUCUCAACCUAUGAGUCCCCAGGGGUUUUGGCCUACAACUCCCAGAAAUCCCAGCCAGUUUACCAGUUGUUAGGAUUUCUGUGAGUUGAAGGGCAAAACAUCUGAGGACCUACAGGUUGAGAACCACUGCUCUAAAUGAAUAUGUAAGUCCUUUGGGUAUGUAUGAAAGAAAGGCCAUUAACUGGAUAGUACUUUAUGUUUAAUAUUAGAACCAGGUGAACACCGCAAGCACUUUGUAAUUAUUUUUGAUACUGUUUGUGAUUUCUGGCUUGAUAAAGUUCAAUUACAUUUUUCUCCAAACUGUACAAAUAUAGAAGUAUGAAUCAUU
This is a messenger RNA of Anolis sagrei ordinatus, 3764 nucleotides long. RefSeq names its product membrane bound transcription factor peptidase, site 2 (gene MBTPS2). The record is from RefSeq and is a predicted model, not a curated record. Gene Ontology annotation, cellular component: membrane; cytoplasm. NCBI's taxonomy places the organism in Eukaryota, Metazoa, Chordata, Lepidosauria, Squamata, Anolidae. Gene Ontology annotation, biological process: regulation of response to endoplasmic reticulum stress; membrane protein intracellular domain proteolysis. Gene Ontology annotation, molecular function: metalloendopeptidase activity; protein binding.